AUGGUCGCUGAUCCUAUGGCCUAUGCUAAAAGAUGUCAAGUUCGACAGAUACAUGUGAACUUCAUUCACCAUGCCCCAGAGCCUUUCCAUCCGAUGGUGGCAUCAUGCCCAUUUGCACAAUGGGAUAUGGAUAUUGUGGGACCCAUUGAUCCACCUUCUAUUGCGGAGCUUAUUCUUAUUCUCAUUGCCAUCGAUUACUUUUCAAAAUGGGCUGAAGAUGUUCCCCUCAAGCAAGUCCCCAUGAAUAUCGUAGCUCACUUUGUUCGCCACCACAUAAUCUAUAAAUUCGAUGUGCCUGACUGGAUCACGUUUGAUAUUGGUCCCUAA
Amborella trichopoda is the source of this 327-nucleotide messenger RNA. RefSeq lists its product as uncharacterized. The record is from RefSeq and is a predicted model, not a curated record. NCBI's taxonomy places the organism in Eukaryota, Viridiplantae, Streptophyta, Magnoliopsida, Amborellales, Amborellaceae. Gene Ontology annotation, biological process: DNA integration. Gene Ontology annotation, molecular function: nucleic acid binding.